Messenger RNA from Dioscorea cayenensis subsp. rotundata (Guinea yam), 2986 nucleotides. Its product is annotated as splicing regulatory glutamine/lysine-rich protein 1-like. Lineage: Eukaryota; Viridiplantae; Streptophyta; Magnoliopsida; Dioscoreales; Dioscoreaceae. Bases 595 to 2538 code for a protein of 647 amino acids. The record is from RefSeq and is a predicted model, not a curated record. The transcript has 3 exons.
UUUUUCUUGAUUUUGAUCAGAAGAGUAGUUAAGGUUGAGAUUUGUGGGUGCUUUGUUUGAUUGAUUGAUUGAUUGAUUGAUUGAUUGGUUGAAGUGUUUUGUGGUUUGUGUUUUCGGUUGGAGAUCCAUUUUCUAGGGUUUGUGUGGUGUUCUAGGGUUUGGAGAUGCUGGAUUGGAGAUCGGGUUGAUGGGAUUUUCUGCGGUUGGAUCUCUCUGGGAAUCGUGUGGAUUUGGUGGGUGAUUUUGGCGUUGGAUUUGGGUUUGAUUAGUUAUGGAGCAAGACUGCGUCAGGGUUUCUCCUGGGUUUCGAUUUUGAGGGCCUUUUUGGUUCUAGGAUUUUUGCGGCGUUUGAUUGUUUUGGGUGAUUGUGAUUGUGGUGGAAGUUGUUUGGUACUGGAAAUUUGGGAUCUUGGUAGAAUUGAUUAGUGUUUGGAGAUGGUUUGUGGUGCUUUAAUGGAGUAGCAUUGGAGGUUGGGGAUGAGUGCGAGGACAUGGUGGAUGGGCAGGAGUGCUUUCAGUGUUUCUUUCCCUUGUUGGAGCAGCUUUCCUGGAAAUUAACAGGGAUUGCUGGACUGGGUGGUUCAUCAUCGUGCCAUGUCUCGCUGCUUCCCAUUUCCGCCACCCGGAUACGAGAAUAAGCUUGGUGUUCACGAAGAAUUGCUUGGAAAGGAGAAGCUCAAGGAAAAGAAACAGAAAAAGGACAAAAAGGACAAAGAAAAGAAAGAAGGCAAGAAAGACAAAAAGGAAAAGGAUAAAAGCAAAGAUAAACACAAAGAGAAGAAGAGUCGCAAGGAGAAGCAUAAAGAUAAGAAAAAAGAGAAGGAUAGAGACAAGUCUAAAAACAGGAUAUCUGAUGAAGGAAGAAUUGAAAACCAGGCAUCAGUUCGCAAUGAAGAAAAGCUUGGAGGUGAAAGCUGGAAUGCUGAGGAAGUUAAAGAUUCUAAAUAUAUCGAGGAGUUUGGUAGAAGGAUUAGAGAUGAAGGGAAGGGGGCUGCAAAUAGAAUGGCUGAGACUACUGGUUCCAUUCGGAAAGGAAGUGAAAGCAUUGGCAGUGGAAGUGCAAUUUCCAAUUCAGUUCACCGAAUUGCUGAAGAUGAUAUUAAAGCUGCUGAUAUUGAUGCAAUCAAAAGAAGAAAGGAUUCCAUGGGUACUGGAAUUACUGCAGUUGGUGGUUCAGGCCAAAAAGGAAUUGAAAACAUGCAAACUUGGAAUGCAAGUAUCAACUUACUUCAAAGGCGACCUGAGAUCAUGGGAUUGGAUGCUGCAGUCAGCAGUUCAGUUAAAAGAAGAAUUGAGAGCACCUGGACUGGAUCAACAAAUAGUGGGCUGUUUCAGGAUCGUAUUGAGAGCAUUAAUGCCAGAAAUUCUAUCAGUGGUUCAUUGGAAAAGAAAACUGAGAUCAGACCUGCCGGACCUGCAGUUAGUUAUGUUCAGAAAAGAGUCGACAGUAAGGUUGCUGCAGUUGCAAUUACCAGUUCAGGUCGAAACCGAACUCAAAGUAUGGCUGGUUCAAUGGCAUUGGAGAAAGAAAGAGGCACAGUUAACAAAAUGGUUCAGAACUUUGUUUGUGCAGAAGAAAGAAAUAAAAAUGGGGCGGGCAAGAUGGUCGAUCUGGAUGCAGAGAAAAGGAUUGAGGUUGAGGAGAGAGCCACAGGGAACAAGAUGCUUCCAAAUCUUAUCGGCGCAGAGGAUAGAAAAAUUAAUGGGAUGGGCAAACAAGUGGAAUCAGUUAUGGAGAAAAGUAGUGAGGCAAAAGAUAAGGCCAAAGACAGAGAACCUGAAAGGCACAAGGAGAAAAUUCGAGAAGAGAAGAGAAGCAAAGGAAAGGAUAAAGAUAAACGUAAGGAGAAGAAAAAGGAAACGGAAAAGAUGAGGGUAAAAGUUGAACACAAGCACAGAGACAAAUUGAAAGACGAUGGUAAAAAGGAUCUGGUAGAUAAUUUUAGUUGUAAGCCUGUGGUCCCUUGUGUUGACACUGUAAAGAAUACUGUUCCUGAUGUAACCAUCAAGAAGAGGAAGGACUUUGAGAUGAAUGGCACUUUACAUGAAUAUGAUGUGGGGCCUCAUAAACUUCUGAGACCGCCAUCUUCCUCCGAGUUCCCCAUAGAGAAUGGAAGGACAAUGGAGCUCAAUCAUUCGGUCACAACUAAUUCUUUCAUUAGGCAUGGAGCUUCAAAAAGUGUCAGUGUUAAGGCAGAGAGAGCCCUAGAUGUCAUGGACCGCAAGGCAAAUGGCAUCAAAGAAGCUGUUACAUCUGAAGCUGAAAUGAAACCUGUGUCUGUUGUAGCAACUACUACAAAUGGUAAAGUUUCUGCGAAAUCAUCACAUCCUGACGUGAAAUUUCUCCCACAAGUAUAUUCUGUUCCCAAAAUGGAUGAAUUGCCAGAGUUUGAUGACCCAGAAUGGCUGUUCAGUGAUAACACCCGGCCAAAGCCCAGACCUAAGCCUGAGGUUGGAGAAAUACCCCAAGUAUGGGCAGAGGCAUUGCAGAUUAAGUCUGGUGAUGUUCUUGCUCUGCCAUAUGUGAUUCCAUACUAAUAUGCAAGACGGCAACCAACUUGCAUAACAUUCUAAUUACAUUUUCUGUUAAGCUACAAGGGGAGCCACAGAUGCCACAGCUUUUUCAGGUAUGCGCUCAGACUUCUCAGCAUAAGUUAAUGCCUGCUUGCAACCUUACCGGGGAUCCGUAUUAGUGAUGUUUUACCACUUGUGUGCUCAGGACACACUGUAUCUGUGCAUAAUUUGCAGGAAUUUUGGAUUGAGAACAAGGUCUCCUUUGCCUGUAUGGGGUACGAAUAAUUGAUUGCUGUGUCCAAACUGAAUAACAUGGACAGAAGAAGAUGAUGAUGGAUGUCACUGGCAGCAGAGAUUGUUCUUGAUUUGAUAGCACAAUUUUGAUAUUUUUUUCAUGGCUGUGUAAAUUUUUCUUAUAACAAGAGGUUGUACAUUAAAGAGGAGGAAAAUUAAGGUCACGAUCAUUCAUUUA